UUUUGCCCCGUCUUUUCGCAUCUCCGUCCCGUGGUUCCUUUCUCCAGAGACUCGGAGAAGCAUCAAAAGAGACUGUGGGAUUCAUUAGCUUUGCUUCUAUUGGCCAAGUCAUGUACGCCACGGAAGUCCGCCGACUGGCCCAAUAGUAUGGGUAUGUAUUAAUCUGACCCUGUCCGUCAUGAUGCGGGAUUCAAAUUGGGUUUGAUAUCUUUCUACCUUUUUGAUUCUACGAAGACUUCGCAUUCCAGGAAAGACAGACAUUUUUGUUCUUCUCUCCAGCCCUGGGUGGCUCUGAAAGCCCGCUUGUUCCCUUCUAUCUCGUCUCGUCUCCCCGUUCUAAGCGCCCGCCCACGAUUUCCCCGCAAUCAUGUUGCUUCAGCUACUAAUCUACGCCGUACCGGCCAUCCUGGUUGCGGUCUUACUACAAAACUACUUCUUCCUCAGGUCGAUCCCGGGCCCUUUCCUAGCCAAGUUCACCGACCUAUACCGACUUCUCCUGGUACUGGGACGAAAACCGCACGAGAAACAUCUGGAACUACACAAGCGGUACGGCAAUGUGGUGCGGCUGGGCCCAAAAUGUGUGUCUGUGACCGGGUCUGCGGGCUAUAUCGGCCAGAUCUACGGGAUUGGCAAAGGGUUGGUCAAGUCAGACUUCUACAGCUGCUUCCAGAACAUCGUGAACGGACGUCGCGCGGCCAGUUUGGUGGCCAUGACGGACGAGUCGGAGCAUGCCAAGUCGAAGCGGCAGAUUGCGCACGCAUACUCGCUCAGCACGCUGGUCGAGUAUGAAGAGCUGGUGGACCGGACGACAGAUGUCUUUCUGGCGACGCUGGAGGAACGGUUUGCCGCGAACAGAAAGAGCGAGAGUCAACUGGCACAACGAGGCCAAGGCCAAGUCCUCGAUCUUGGACGAUACCUACAGUUCUUUGCAUUUGAUGUAAUCGGCGAACUCACCUUCAGCCGACGGCUGGGAUUCAUCGAGUCCGGAACCGAUGUCAACGAUAUCAUUGACGCCAUUGGCGCCAACUUCAACUAUUUCAGUGUUCUGGGCCAGAUGCCUUGGUUGGACGAGGCGUUCUUGGGCAAGAACCCGAUUUAUGUCAAAUGGUUCCGCAAGAGCGUCAGCUCGCCUAUCCUUCUUUUUGCGCAGUCCCUACUAAAAGAGAGACUACGAGAUAUCGAGCGGGGGGAAAAGGAGUCGGAUCGGGCGCUGGACAGACCGGAUUUCCUGAGUCGGUUUCUGAAAGUCAGAAAGGAGGAAGCGGAUCCAGAAUCGGCGUUGACGGAUGCCCAAAUUUUGUCUCAUUUAUUUAUGAACAUCAACGCCGGCAGCGACACCAUCGCCUCGACCCUCCGAGCAAUUUUUUACCAUCUGCUCAAACACCCAAGCACACUAUCUCAACUAGUCAACGAACUAGACACGGCCGUGUCUGAGGGCAAAAUCGCCCACCCUCCGUCUCCCACGUGGUCCGAGACCCAACAACAUCUACCUUACUUAUGUGCCGUGGUCAAAGAGGGGCUCCGCAUGAACCCGGCGCUAUCUUUGCCGCUGGAACGAGUUGUGCCCGGCGAAACUGGCAACAGCAAUAGCUAUAAUAAAACGGGAAGCGGUGGUGGAGGUUUAGUUCUCCAGCACGAGGACGGAUCCACACCUACUAUUCUCCCGCCGGGUACUAUCGUCGGAAUUAACCCGUGGGUAUUCCAUCGGAGUCCCAAUGUGUUUGGACCCGAUGCCGAACAAUGGAAUCCGUCGCGGUGGUUGACCGAGCAUGAGAAACAGACAAAGCAUAUGGAGCACAGUCUGUUGGCGUUUGGAGCGGGGAAGAGAUCGUGUCUGGGGAAAAACAUCGCUAUGCUCGAGUUGCAUAAGUUGGUGCCUGCUCUACUGCUGCAGUUUAACCUCGAGCUCGCCGAUCCGCAGAAAGAGUGGGAUGUGAGUAAUGCCUGGGUGUUGAAUCAGACGGGGUUGGAUGUGAGGUUGACCGUGCGGUGACGGUGAUGAUCACUCUAUGGAGCGAAGUCAAGUAGGUAUUGCCUCAUACUAUGGAGCGUCGCGAAGUAUGUACUAUGUUCUAUAUACUACAAUGUUGCAGUAGUAAGAGUAAUAUGUUUUGGUCAUCAAUCACUACCCCAGAUAUCGGCAUAGUUGAUUUGUGCGAUAUCUACUGCACAAUGUCAUACUAUCAGAAUUACUUUAUGUAGAAGACUUGUGCCUUGGACCACCCAUGAACAAGAAGCCCUGGGCGACUUUAGGCGUUCAAUUG
Molecule: messenger RNA, 2264 nt
Organism: Exophiala dermatitidis NIH/UT8656
Lineage: Eukaryota; Fungi; Ascomycota; Eurotiomycetes; Chaetothyriales; Herpotrichiellaceae
Product: cytochrome P450 oxidoreductase
Exons: 2
Coding region: 368-1993 (541 amino acids)
Molecular function (GO): iron ion binding; monooxygenase activity; heme binding
Source: RefSeq, a predicted model, not a curated record